CACGUUCCGGUCCUUCCGAAUGGGUUUCGUACAGCGGGCACUCUUCACCUGGUUCAUAUUGGUAGUUUUCCUUGCGGUCCUUUGCCUGCGGCUGGAGAAUCGCAUCUACUGGAACUGGUUUCUCGUGUUCAUUCCGCUGUGGCUGUACGACAUCAUACUGGUGACGUGGGCCGUGAUCGAAAUCGUUCAACGGCAGCACGCCAACCGGCUGGUGUCGCUGCACCACUACAAGUACUACGUGGUCGGUAUUUUGCUCAAAAUUUUGUCCCAGAUCGCCAUCUGCCUGAGGCUCGAAUACAAAUGGAUGCCGAUGCUGGCGAUGAUGAUACCCAUCUGGAUGCUGCUGGUCAUGCUGAUCGUGUUCGUCGGCACGCACCUGCAGCCGAAGCCGCGGUCGAUCGGAUCGAACCGCAGCAACCGGCAGUCGGUGGCCGUUUCUUCAUGAGGGUAUUUGAAACUUCGCGUUUGCGAAAUCGAGCCAAGCGCUAUCGAGUAAUGCCGGUAACUCGGAACUGUGGUCAACGAAAGCCGAGUCUGCACCUCGAAAAGGUGAAACGUUUCUUGAUGGCAACGAUUGAUGGAAACAUUACUAGGC
Molecule: messenger RNA, 595 nt
Organism: Anopheles cruzii
Lineage: Eukaryota; Metazoa; Arthropoda; Insecta; Diptera; Culicidae
Product: transmembrane protein 60
Exons: 1
Coding region: 20-445 (141 amino acids)
Source: RefSeq, a predicted model, not a curated record